Molecule: messenger RNA, 3277 nt
Organism: Acanthochromis polyacanthus (spiny chromis)
Lineage: Eukaryota; Metazoa; Chordata; Actinopteri; Pomacentridae
Product: voltage-dependent calcium channel subunit alpha-2/delta-1
Exons: 34
Coding region: 551-3277 (908 amino acids)
Cellular component (GO): L-type voltage-gated calcium channel complex
Molecular function (GO): voltage-gated calcium channel activity
Source: RefSeq, a predicted model, not a curated record
AACAAUCUGUUACUCACAAUAUGGAAUGCUUUACAGUGAGGGCAAGAGGAAAAAAGAAAAAGCAUACUGGAGCAAAGCAAAUAUCCAAUUUAUUUUUGAAUUACCAGAUAAAUUAUACUGCUUGGUCAUAUUUUGUUUUUUUGUUUUUUUAUGUGACCAUGCAACAACAGGGAUGGUGCGUAAAGUCAGUUAAGGCACAGAUGAGAAUUACGCAAAAGUACCCAUGACUGGAUGUUUUUUUUCUCGGUAGACUGAGAGGGAGCAGGGAUAACAGGAGCGAGGGAGAGAGAGCGAGAGAGUGGAGGGAGGGAGUCUGAAAUCUCCAGCUUCAGCAGUACCUGUUAGAGCGCUGGAUGGCCGAGUGAUCAGAUUAGAGGUGUCAGUGUUCGUUAAUCUGGGAGGCAGCGACAGACGGCCACACACGCUGCUUCCGCGCACAGCUCCAUUCAUCGGCGGCGAAGGGGAGCGCAGAAGAUUGGACAUUGACGCGCGUCGGGGAAUUUCCUCCCCUCUUUAUUUUUUUUCUCCUUUUUUUUUUUUCUCUUUUACUAUGGAUACCUGCAGGGUACGAUCCUGGCUGCUUCUGGUCCUGUUAUGUCAGGACGCUUGUUGGGCAUCGCAGUUCCCGACACCGCUCAUGAUUAAAGAAUGGGUUGAUCAGAUGCAGAAAGAGCUCGUCACCCUGGCAGACACGGCCACAGCUGGGAAAAGCCUCACUCAGAUUUUUGAGAGAAACGUGCACCUCUAUACCGUGGAGCAAAAUGAUGCGGAGGAGCUUGUGGCCAGAGCAGCGAGGAACAUAGAACAGCUGCUGCGGAAGAGGUCUGCUGCCUUGAAGAAACUGGCCACAGCUGCUGAGCAAUUCCAGAUGUCGCAUGCAUGGCAAAACGAGUUUGAGGAUGAUGAAAUUGCCUACUACAACGCAAAGGACAAUCUGGAUGCAAAUGAGACGGAGGGAAGAAAAUACAGGAUCCGUCCGGACUUUAAAGAGGACUCAUCAUUUAGACGUUUGACCGACCACAACCACACGGCUGUCCACAUUCCUACUGAUAUCUAUGAUGGCUCCACCAUUGUGCUGAAUGAGCUGAGCUGGACGGAGGCAUUGGAGGAUGUGUUCAGAAAGAACAGGGAGGAUGACCCCACCCUCCUCUGGCAGGUGUUUGGUAGUGCUACCGGCCUGGCCCGCUACUAUCCAGCCUCUCCCUGGAUGGAUGCUCGGAAGACCCCCAGUAAAAUUGAUCUCUAUGAUGUCCGCAGGAGGCCAUGGUACAUUCAAGGAGCUGCCUCACCCAAAGAUAUGCUAAUCCUCGUCGAUGCGAGUGGCAGUGUGUCUGGCUUGACUCUCAAACUGAUCAGGACCUCAGUCAGUGAGAUGCUGGAGACUCUGUCCGACGACGACUAUGUCAAUGUAGUUUAUUUUAACACCAGGGUGAAUAAGACGGCAUGCUUCGACCAUCUGGUUCAAGCCAACGUGAGGAACAAAAAGCUGCUGAAGGAUGCUGUGCAGAACAUCACAGCUAAAGGAAUUACAAACUACACAAAAGGCUUCGAGUUUGCUUUUGAGCAGCUCUCUGUGACUAAUGUGAGCAGAGCAAACUGCAACAAGAUCAUCAUGCUGUUUACUGACGGAGGAGAGGAAAGAGCUCAGGCCAUACUGGAGAAAUACAAUGCAGACAAAAAGGUGAGAAUCUUCACCUUCUCAGUAGGACAACACAACUAUGAUAAAGGACCCAUUCAGUGGAUGGCCUGCUCCAACAAAGGCUACUUCUAUGAGAUUCCUUCCAUUGGCGCCAUCAGAAUAAACACACAGGAGUACCUAGAUGUCUUGGGAAGACCCAUGGUUCUAGCAGACAAGCAGGCCAAACAGGUCCAAUGGACAAAUGUGUACCUUGAUGCUCUGGAACUGGGUCUGGUCAUCACUGGAACACUACCCGUCUUCAACAGAACCAAAUAUAUGGACGACAGGAAUGGCGAGAUUGGUCCAAAUGGAUAUUACUUUGCCAUUGAUCCCAACGGAUAUGUUCUGCUGCAUCCCAAUCUCCAACCGAAGAAUCCUAAAUUCCAGGAGCCUGUUACUCUGGACUUUCUGGAUGCCGAGCUGGAGAAUGACAUCAAAGUGGAGAUCAGGAAAAUGAUGAUUGAUGGUGAGACAGGAGAACAAACCAUUCACACUCUGGUGAAAACUCAGGAUGAGAGGUACAUAGACAGAGGAAUUAGGACGUACACAUGGGCACCAGUCAAUGGAACAGAUUACAGCCUGGCCCUCGUUUUGCCAAAAUACAGCGAACACUUCAUUCAAGCUAAACUGGGAGAAGACAUGAUACAAGCCAUGUCUAUGGAGACCGUACAGCCAGAGAGGUUUGAUGAGUUUGGGUACACCUACAUCGCUCCCAGGGAGUACUGCAAAGAGCUGAAGUUGUCAGUCAACAACACCCAGUUUCUCCUCGACUUCAACCAGUACAUUGAUAGAAACACUCCAGAUGCAUGUAAUGUAUCCCUCGUGAGCCGACUAAUCCUGGAUGCAGGUCUGACAGCUGAACUGGUUAAACUUUGGAACGAGCAGACAGUGGAUGGGAUAGUGGCCAGGUUUGUAGCAACAGAUGGAGGAAUCACAAGAGUCUAUCCAAGAAGCGCUGGGGAAGAGUGGACAGAGAAUCCAGAGACGUACGAGUCCAGCUUCUACAAGAGGACCCUGGACAAUGAAAUUUAUAUUUUUACAGCUCCAUCUUUCAACGCAGAGAGCAGGGAGCCGGUGUCUGAGUCAGGUAUUCUGGUAAGCAAAGCGGUUGACCUCGUCAUCGAUGAAGUCACGCUCAAACCAGCAGUGGUAGGAGUGAAACUCAAUGUCUCAUUCUGGAUGAACAGUUUCAUCAAUGCUACACUAAAACUGAAUUGCAAGGAUGAGAUUUGUGGCUGUCUGAGAAAUGACAAGCAUGUAGACUGUGUGAUACUGGAUGAUGGAGGAUUUCUUCUCAUGUCCAAUCAAGACGAAUAUAUUACCCUGAUAGGUCAGUUCUUUGGCGAGGUGGAUCCGGUGCUGAUGAUCAACCUCGUCAACACCUCUCUGUACUCCUUCAACAAGACCUAUGACUACCAGUCUGUGUGCGACCCGGAGAAAGACGGCAAGGCAGCAGCAGGACCGCGCUCAGUCUAUGUGCCUACCAUUGCAGACUUGCUCAGUAUCGGCUGGGUGGCCUCCAGUGCUGCCUGGUCGAUACUCCAGCAGCUCUUCUUCAGUCUCAUGUUCCCCAACCUUCUAGAAGCAGCCAAGAGGUAA